This is a messenger RNA of Arabis nemorensis, 336 nucleotides long. Lineage: Eukaryota; Viridiplantae; Streptophyta; Magnoliopsida; Brassicales; Brassicaceae. The record is from the annotation of a GenBank genome assembly.
AUGGCCACUAUUCUUGGAGGUGUUCUGGUUGAUGCGUCUAUUUCAACUGAAUCUGCAAGUACUGAAUCUGCUGUUGUCAUGGACUCAAAAGUUACUCAAUCAGUUGCUAUUACAUAUUCUAUAGUUGCUGAAUCAGUUGUUGUUACAGAUUCUACAGCUGUUGAACCAGUUGUUGUUGCAGAUUCUGCAGUUGUUGAACCUGUUGGUAUGAUGGACCAGCCUAUCUCUGAAGAAUUAGGACGUGCGACGCAAGAUCCUCGUUGGCGUGAGGCUGUUAGCAAAGAAAUCAAUGCACUUAAGCUUAACAAGACAUGGAAAGAACAAAUGACUACUUAA